AUGUUGGGAAACUCGCUGGUGCCCAGAGGAGUCUGCACCAGCCCUUUCAAUGAGAGGAGCACAGACCAUCCACUUUCAGAACUGGGAGACAUUGGUACCUCUGUGAUGGACAACUGUCUCCCUUCCACUCGAUCCAGGUCCUAUCAGGACCCCUCUCUCGCCCUGCAGAGUGGCCUGUUCACCGCAGCGUGGCUGGGCAUGGGACUGGAGUCUCUUAGCCUGGCUGACUGGGGAAGCAGCCGGGACCCUCCCUCACGCACCAGCCCACCUUCCAUCACCAAGCUGGGGCCCCAUCCUGGUUUGAACAGCCUUGGGCCCGGGGGGAGGGCUGUCGUGCUGGGUGGGUCAAACAGCCACACGGAGAGCUGCACCCUGGACACCUGCUUUAACAGUCCCCCUGACUCUGAGACCAGUGGCUUCAGCUCUGGAUCAGAGCGUCUCUGUGACCUGCUGUCCACACUGCAGAUCUCCCAUUCAGUGCCCCUACUAAAGUGUGGAGGACAGAGAGACCUGUCUUCCUCCUUUCAACUGGAGCAGGACUCCUUGUUGCACCCACUGUCCCCUCUCCCCCCUGAGCUGGACCAGCAUCUCUUCAGCGUGGGCCCCCCGGCCAGGCGGUGGCCCCGGGCCGUGGGGUGGCCCAGCAGGGACCAGGGGCCAGGUGGGUCCGCUCAGCGCCCCCUCAGCAUAGAGGCAGAAGCUCAUCUCCACAGACAGUGUGCAGCCCUGAGCGAUGCCACCCUGACAUGGAGGGGCCAACUGCCCCCCAAAAACUACAGAAACGCAAAGUACUCCUGUAAAGUCUUCCUGGGUGGCCUGCCUUGGGACACCACUGAAGCGAGACUGAACAGCACGUUCAGUGUGUUUGGCCACCUGAGUGUAGAGUGGCCUGGCAAGGACCUCGUAAACCCCCACUGCCCACCCAAAGGCUAUGUGUACCUGAUGUUUGAGGACGAGAGGUCUGUUGCGGCUCUGCUGAAGGCUUGCUCUCAGAGCCUGCUCCACCCGGAAGACUCACAGGAGUACUACUUUGAGAUGGCCAGCCGCAAAAUGCGCAUCAAAAAGGUGCAGGUGAUACCCUGGGUGCUGGCAGACAGUAACUAUUCUGUGUGCCCACCUCAGCGUCUGGUUCCCAGCAGGACAGUGUUCGUGGGUGGGCUGCAUGGCAUGCUGAACGCACAGGCCCUGGCUCUCAUCAUGAACGACCUGUUUGGAGGGGUCAUUUAUGUCGGCAUCGACACUGACAGACACAAGUACCCCAUAGGGUCAGGUCGCGUGAGCUUCGGUACCCAGAGCAGCUAUCUGAAGUCUCUACAUGCUGCAUUUGUGGAGAUCAAAACACCAAAGUUCACCAAGAAGGUCCAGAUCGAUCCCUACGUGGAAGACUCGGUGUGCCAGAGGUGCAGCCGCCAGCCUGGGUCCUUCUUCUGCAGAGACAUGGCCUGCUUCAAGUACUACUGCCGCACCUGCUGGCACUGGCAACACUCCAUGGAUGUGCUGUGCUGCCACAGGCCCAUCAUGAAGAACCAGAAAAGGGGGAACUUUAGCUGA
Hypomesus transpacificus is the source of this 1551-nucleotide messenger RNA. RefSeq names its product cytoplasmic polyadenylation element-binding protein 1-like. Bases 1 to 1551 code for a protein of 516 amino acids. The transcript has 11 exons. Gene Ontology annotation, molecular function: ribosome binding; mRNA 3'-UTR binding; translation factor activity, RNA binding. The record is from RefSeq and is a predicted model, not a curated record. Gene Ontology annotation, cellular component: synapse; cytoplasm; neuron projection. NCBI's taxonomy places the organism in Eukaryota, Metazoa, Chordata, Actinopteri, Osmeriformes, Osmeridae. Gene Ontology annotation, biological process: negative regulation of cytoplasmic translation.